This is a messenger RNA of Pieris napi, 1013 nucleotides long. RefSeq names its product zinc finger CW-type PWWP domain protein 1-like. The transcript has 6 exons. Bases 180 to 959 code for a protein of 259 amino acids. Gene Ontology annotation, molecular function: zinc ion binding. Lineage: Eukaryota; Metazoa; Arthropoda; Insecta; Lepidoptera; Pieridae. The record is from RefSeq and is a predicted model, not a curated record. Gene Ontology annotation, cellular component: nucleus.
UUUGUUACAAAAGUUGGAGGGAAAAUAACAUCUUAUGACGGGAAAGAAAGGACUUAAGAUACCCUAGAAAUUGUGCUAUCAAUUUUUAGACUCCUAAGAAUAGAGAAACAUCAGAACUCCUUAAAAAUAUUCAGUGAGCAUACAAAUAUUUCAUCAGUGAAAAGUCUGAAGGUCCAGCAAUGGAUAAAGUAGAUUUACCAACGGGCACACCCUCCGAGCCGGAAAAUGCAUCACAACCAGAGGCUAUAUCAUCAUCCAUACGCUCAAUGGCUUCUCAAAGCCAAGAGCUUCUCAGUCAGCCCCCAGACGAAUUGACCCAUUUUGAGAGAAUGUUAUGGUACCAAGAACGCCGAAUUGAAUCUAACCUUUGGGUACAAUGUGACUCGUGUAACAAAUGGAGGAAUUUGCCUAAUGUAUAUGAGCGACACCAAUUGCCGGACAAAUGGUUUUGUAAAUUACACUCAGACAUAUCAAGUUGCUCAGUACCAGAAGAAGAAAUUCCCUUACAAGUAGAAGCUGAUCUUAUACAUAGUGAAUAUUCGGUUGGCUCAAUAGUGAUCGCUCGCUAUGGGGAUUGGCCUUGGUGGCCCGCUAUGGUUGAUGACGAUCCUGAUACGGAACAGUUCUAUUGGAUUGAUGGCCUUAGUGAUAUACCGAGUCACUACAACGUAACAUUUUUUGAUGAAAAUGUUACGAGAGCUUGGAUUUCUGCAAAAUGUAUUUUACCAUUCGCUCGAAACAAAGCUAAAGUGCGGAAUUGUAAAGAAAAACUUCUCAAAAAGCGAAUGAACCGCUCUUUACAGCAAGCCGAAGAGUGUGAAGCUUUAGAUUUUCCGAUGCGACUAAAAAAGUUUUCGUUUGUAAGUCGCUACAACGGACCCAUUAAGGAACCGAGAAAUUUUACUGAAGAAGAAAUAGAUAAAUACAACGCAAAAUUAAAAAAAAAACUUAAUGUCUAAUAUUAAUUAUUGUCACUUACUAAUUAAUACUAGAUCUAUACCUAGUGCUAAUUA